Messenger RNA from Torulaspora globosa, 1398 nucleotides. It is a transcript of the gene SPS1, whose product is annotated as putative serine/threonine protein kinase SPS1. NCBI's taxonomy places the organism in Eukaryota, Fungi, Ascomycota, Saccharomycetes, Saccharomycetales, Saccharomycetaceae. Gene Ontology annotation, molecular function: protein kinase activity; ATP binding. Bases 1 to 1398 code for a protein of 465 amino acids. Gene Ontology annotation, biological process: protein phosphorylation. The transcript has a single exon. The record is from RefSeq and is a predicted model, not a curated record.
AUGACUAUUAACAACCUGAGUUGCUCAGAGCCCUCUGAGCUCUACUCUAUACGGCAAUGUGUUGGGAGGGGCAAUUUUGGCGACGUCUAUAAAGCCUGUGACAAGAAAACUGGCGAAAUCGUCGCCGUCAAAGUUGUCAACUUGGAGCACACCGAUGAAGACAUAAAUUUACUGGCUCAAGAAAUAUUCUUCCUAGCUGAAUUAAAGUCGCCCUAUAUUACUAACUACAUAACCACAAUGACGGAAGAUGCCUCGAUGUGGAUCAUCAUGGAGUAUUGCGGAGGCGGCUCAUGUGCCGAUUUAUUAAAGAACAUAUACAAUAAUGGUUUACCAGAGGCAAAAGCUGCAUACAUUACUAGGGAAGUAGUCAAAGGCCUUGUGUAUCUACACGAGCAGAAGAAGAUUCAUCGCGAUAUAAAAGCGGCAAAUAUUCUGUUAACCGAUGAAGGAAAGGUAAAAUUAGGCGAUUUUGGAGUAAGUGGUCAAAUCAGGGCGACUUUAAAGAGAGGAACUUUUGUUGGGACUCCGUUUUGGAUGGCGCCGGAGGUAGUUUCUAAGGAAUCAGACGGCUAUGACGAAAAAGCAGAUAUAUGGUCGCUGGGAAUUACGGUCUAUGAACUCUUGAAAGGUUCACCUCCGCUUUCGAAGUGUGAUCCAAUGAAGGUAAUGGCCAAUCUUCCCAAAAGAAAACCACCUGUUCUUCAUGGCAAUUAUUCGAGUACGGCGAAGCAUUUCAUAGCUUCGUGUCUGGUUAAAACGCCCAAGAAUCGACCAUCAGCUGUCAAUUUACUUGACACGGAUUUUAUCAGUAAUACGCAAUGCGUUGAUCUGAAAAGCGAUGUUGAAAUGCUCAACAAAAGAAAAUCAAAAGAUGACUAUCGCAGAAUGCCUAAAUUUCCUUUAUGCGAGAAACUGUACGAUGGAUCUGAGAGCAGCGUACGUUGGGACUUCAGCACUACUACGACGGCUGAUAGAAACCCCGCCCUCUCUGCAUCUGAGGCCAGUAAGAUAACCACCAGCACACCUAGAAGUCCACUUUCCUCCAACAUCAACAGUCCCUACCAAUCGCAGGAUCAAGCUGUCACUCCGGUUACUAAUGCUACAUCACCGUCCUUUAGAAACUACAACAAGCGAUACGAUGUGGGAAGCCCUAUGGACAUUGAAUAUCCCAAGCUUCAGGAUAUGAAGCUCAAGAGUUUCGACUAUUUGAAAAGUGUUAUCUCGUACACUUUUAAUCGCAUGUAUGAACGGGCUCACGAUGAUGAGACCAGAAUGUAUGUUGAUGAAAUGCUGGACCACUUUGCCUCCACAGAGUCCAAAAUUCCAGGUUUUAGUGAGGUCUUUGUAGAGGAAAUCUCAUUGCGCUUAGAUUCUAUAAAAAAGUAUCUAGCCAAAUAA